Planococcus citri (citrus mealybug) is the source of this 4669-nucleotide messenger RNA. It is a transcript of the gene Smg5, whose product is annotated as Smg5 nonsense mediated mRNA decay factor. Bases 267 to 2912 code for a protein of 881 amino acids. The record is from RefSeq and is a predicted model, not a curated record. Gene Ontology annotation, biological process: nuclear-transcribed mRNA catabolic process, nonsense-mediated decay. Lineage: Eukaryota; Metazoa; Arthropoda; Insecta; Hemiptera; Pseudococcidae. Gene Ontology annotation, cellular component: telomerase holoenzyme complex. Gene Ontology annotation, molecular function: telomeric repeat DNA binding; protein binding; telomerase RNA binding. The transcript has 16 exons.
GGUAACAAAAGCAAAUGACCUUGUUUGAAAAAAAAUUCGAGUGUAUUGAAAACAAAAUGUUGAAGGAAAAAAUUGCGAUUGGAAAAAAAUUUUACUGAAAUUCUACAUCGCUGUGUUCGUGAACCCGAUUAAUUUUCUAAUUUGACGAAAUUCGUGGUAGUUAAUUUCGUAUUGUGAAUUUUUAAGAACCAAAAACAUCUCCAGCAUCCAAUCAUAUUGUGUUUUUAUCAUGUAGCAUUUUGCAAUUGGAAACAUGAGUUGACAGUAUGAAGAAAUCUGAUGUUCUGCCUGAUGUGAAAAGCGAUAUCGACACUAAACGUCUUUUCAAAACUGUAAAUGAAAUCUCACACUAUCUGGAUCAGCAAAGAAACCGUAUACGAACGACUUCGGAUCUGUUCGCAAAUGCUGUGGAAAGUCAACGGGCGAGGCUGUGCUCGUACAUCGAGAAACUCAUUUUCUUAGCUCCGUUAGAGUAUGGUAGAAAAUGCGAAGAAAUAUUAUGGAGGAAAUGUUUUUACGAUGUUUAUACCAUACUUAAAAGACUCAAGAAGCAAGAUGUAUGGACUGAAGCUGAAAUCGCCUUAUUGGUCAACCUGUUAUACUCGGGAAUUGGAUUUUACCAACAUUUGAUUACCAGAUUACAAGAAGAGUUUAAUUUAAAUUUGGACGGUGUGACGGAGUUUCCUAUGUAUAAAUGCAACUACGGAUUGUUGUAUUAUAGUUCGAAUAAACGUCUAGAGAGUAAAUCGUCGGAUGAGAGUAAAAUUAGAGAAUGGGCGGAGACCUGCGUUCAUAGGAAUUUACUUUGUAUCGGAGACUUGAACAGAUACAUGUUCGAUUUAUAUCCAGGUUGGGAUAUCUCUGUGGCGUAUCGUUACUAUCUGAAGGCUCUGUAUUUGAAACCAGGAAUUGGAAUGCCUCAUAAUCAACUUGGCACGUUGUCGAAUUCGCAGAAUUUAACGUUGGAUGCGGUUUAUCGAUAUUUAAGAUGUUUGUAUUGUAAAGAAUUAUUCGACGGAGCUGAAGGUAAUCUGAUCGCAAUUCUGGAACAGUACCAACCUAUUGGACCAUUCUAUAAUGGUUUACCUCUAAAGAAGCGUAUUUUUUCACAAUUUUCGCAUUUAAUUGGAAUAUGGUUUCUGCAAAAAUCACCCAUCAAAGAUGUCGAUCAGUUGUGUUUGGAAUUUGUGGACAAUAUUCACAUAUGGUUCCCGGACGAAGUAGAGAUGACAACUAUUCUCAAACAUGAUCCACCUUCUUUGCAAAAUUUGAUCGAAACGAAACAAGUGAAAGCAUUUGAUUUUCCUGAAAAUGAACAUACAGUGUUCAAAAUACUCGUCAGCUUCAUCAUCUGUCACGAUAAACUCGAUCAAAAGCAACGAAAAGGAGUAGGGCUGACUAAUACAACUACAACUGUAAUCGUCGCGAUUAUAUCGAGAGCCAUAGAAUGCAUCGUUAAUAAAAUCAAAGAACGAUUACCAACGCUUAAGGUUCCAUCAUCGAACAGUAAAAAAUCAGGAGGAAAUAAAAAAAUGAAUCGUAGGAGACGUCGUCGACGUAUUUUACCGACGCAAUCAUUAUCCGAUGACGAAUUAUCUGAUAACAGUAAUUUAUCUCAAGAAUGCGACGAUAGUGAUGAAGACAGCGAAGAAAAUCUGAUUUUUGACGAGUUCGAUGACGAGUUGAUUAAAUCGAAUUCAACCAAUGGACAUUCGGUUUCGAAUUGCGAAUUAAAUGGUACAACGAAUGGCAAAUCAUCCAAAAUAGUCGAAGGUGUUAACGUGGACCAGGUUUUGAAAUUUUUCCAAGAGUAUUUCUCUAUUAUACAAGUAAUCAAGAUUUCCUGCGACUGGUUACAAUGCAACAACGAGGUCCUAUCUCCGAUUUCCAGUUGGAAAUCAGUGCUGGAAAAUUUCAGCAUCUUGUUGAACUACGCUAAUUUGAUCGCAGAUGUAAAAAAAGGUAAUAAAGAAGGUGCUACCAUUCCCCUAUCGGAAGAUGUCGAAUUAAAAGGAUUGCAAGCUUUGAAGAGCAUUCAAGAUACGAUGUGUUGGGAAUGGGAUAAAAUCAUUUCGUUGAAUGAAAAAGAAGAGAUGAAGCAACGUCUCAGCCGCUUGUGCGUUUUUGGUAAAUUUUUAACCACCAUUGAGAAUUCGAAUUUCACUUACGACGAAGAGAAGAACUGGUUCGCGAUCCAUCUAGCUGAAGAUGAUGUUCCGGAGAAGGAAACGAAGAAACUGAACGACGAGCAACGAGGUAAACUGAUGAAAGAAAUGGGCCAACUGUGGCUGGAAGCCGAAGUAAAGAAUCUAGAGAGUAAAAUGAAGCAAACCGCGAAAACGAACUUGUUGACUCCGUAUUUGGUAGUGGAUAGCGAAGCUUUGACCCAGCAUUGCAUGUUAGUGAAGAAAUUAGUCAGCUCUAGGCAAUUCGUAUUGCUCAUACCGACUGCAGUCGUAUCGGCUUUGGAUGAAUUAAAACGGACCAGUGGUAGAGCCAGAGAUGCUAUACGUUGGCUAGAGUCGCAAUUCAGACAAGGCAACAGAUUUUUAAGAAUGCAACGUAAUAACGAAAAGCAAGCCAUACCCGCCGUAUCGUACCCGAGGAAAAAGGAUAACGAAGCUUGGCUAUUUAUGCAGAUCAUGGAGUGUUGCUAUUAUCUUAAUCAUACCAAUUUGACCAAGAACAACGGUCCUAAGAAGGAAGACGAUUCGAGCUUUGUGCGACUCCUAACCGGAUCUAGAGCGUUGUCGGGUAUGGUUGAUACCAACGAUGUGACCAUACCGAAAGAUAAAUCGGCUAAGCAAGUUCCCUUUAGUAUGGCUGUUGUGAAAAAGUCCACGGGAUUGCUUAUCGAACAUAUCGUUGAUUUCUACGGCAAAUGGAAAGAUUCGACAAAAAGUCGCGGUUGAACAGAACGUAUCGAAGUAGCUCGUACGCGCAGCUUUGGAAAUUAAACUCAAAAACGAGAUACCUACGUGUUUUUUGCUGUUGACGAUGAUUACUUAACAAAAACCAAAAAAAUACCAAUACCAAAAUUAUUACGCUACUGUCCAGUUACGUUACGUUGUACUGAAAAUCAAAUUCAAUGAGCCAAUAAUAAUACCUAUAUCAAGCACGCGGCUCGCUCAACGUUAUGUGAAAAAUGAAUUAUAUAGGAAAAUUCGUACAAAAUCAAAGGUCUAAAUUUUUCAUCAACUUUGUCGGUUCUUUUCGCGCCUUAUUAAUUGUUCGAGCGAUGUUAACAUUUUUUAGAUGGGUUUUGGCUGCGAUAAUGAACCGAAAAGUUAUAUCAAAGUAGAAAAUUAAACGAGUAAAUUAUACCAUACUUAUGGGUAAAAACGAUUAUACCCGCAAUACCCGCGUAUUAUAAAGUAAAUAAAUAAAAAUAAAAAAAAUACGUGUCCGAGUUUCAAUUUACUACGUGUUUUCGAAGGGUGAAGAUGCUUUUUCGACGUUCGUUGUGGAUUUCUUUCUAUGUGUAUUCUUUUUAAAAUCCACCCUUCGUACGUAUAUACUCGUAAUUUCGAGAUUAAUAUCUUUAUUUUUUUGGCGUGCUGAUAAAUUCUUUUUUCGUUGUAUUUUUGUUCUUAUAUAAAUAUGUAUGUGUGUGUAUGUGUGAAGCAACAGUAAACGCGGUAUCGUAUAUAAUUAACAAGCCAACUUACAACAUUAUCUAUGUAUGUAUGUGUACUAUACGUACCUCUCUAUAACAACAGCAGCAUUAUUUUAUUAAUUUAUAAAAUAUCGCCAAGAAACACGAAUACGCGUGUUCGAUAUGUGUAGUAAUUAAUUCUUAGCCAUCUAUGUACUAGGUAGUUUUAGCUGUUUGUGUGUUUUUUGGUUCGGCGUAGAUACGGAUUCGACUCAUCUCUGUAAAGUAAUACGAUUUUUUUACUCGAGGAUUAACGGCCAAAGGCGGGGUUGAAUUUGAUUGGAAAUCGGUCUAGUUGAGAGCUUUUUUUUCUCAGGCUGUUUACUUUCGACUGGAAUGGAAAUUUAAAAUAAAUACGAUAUCGGUGUUUGCUGUUUUUUUUCUCUCAUCGUAUAAAAAACGAGUCGUUAAUUCUACGAUAAAUUUUUCGCCUGGUUUGGAGAUGAGUUGAUGAUCUACGGCGUGAAAAAUUCCCCAACAGCUGAAUGGAACAUCUUUCUGCCAGUUGAAGCGAGCAUUUUACGUAUCGUAUAAAUAUUUAGUAGAAGUUUAUUUUAUUAUUUAUCGUACAGAUUUUUAGUUUUAGUAAGAUGAAAUAUUAAAUUUGGGCAUGCUGAAUGUGUUUUUUCUAUGUUUUGAUUUUGAAAUUUUGAAAAUAUGAAGCAGAGUUGAAGUAAAACUGAUGUGAACAUUUUCCGUUACAUUUCGACUAAUCAAUAAUACGAACAAGGUUCGCGAAUUUAAAUAAAUAUUCGAAAUGUAUUUUUAUAUUCUUAUUGUAACGUUUAUAUUUUUAUUCAAAAAGUAUACAAGUUUCAAAUAACAAAGCUAUUCGUACUAUACAAACCAAAAUUCAUUCUACUAUUGAAAAUUAAUUUCUCUAAUUUCGAUGUGCCUACCUAUUCUCUGAAUGCCCCCCAUAAUGCUAACUUACAAACAUCUGCUAUGCUAACAGUUGGUUAUUUUAUAAGUUUAUGUUUUACAAUGUAUGAAAAUAAAAUGAAUUGCAUAUAA